AUGGCAACGAUGAUGGAGAAGAAGGAGCAAGUGGCCACGUGGAACGGUGACCCUACCACGUGGCUGGAAUACGUGAAACGGGUUCGCUUGCAGUUUGAGCGAACAGAGAAGAAGAGGAGGUGCUUGUUGGGUGCAGAGCUUGCUUCGAGGCUCACGGGCCGAGCAUGGGACAUCGUCAGCGCUGAGGUCGAUCAUUCUCAGUUGCAGAAGCGUGAUGGUGCUGCAUAUUUGCUUCGUUUUCUGGAAGAGCGUUUGUGCAAGGCACCUGUCCCGGAUACAGGCCAGAGGCUGGAAGACUUCUUUCUUCGCCUGAGGCGAACACCUGGUUCGUCCAUGGCAGAGUGGGCAACCCAGGUGAGAGAAAGUUACCGUCGACUUCAGCGAGCUAUGGCACGACAGCGAAAAGACUUGGCAGACCGUGAUGGUCAGUUGAGAGAGCGUGCAAUGUUUUCGACUCACUCCAACCCAGGUCAUCGUCGACAGUCGGAUGUCACUACACCCAAAGCCCCUACAGCUUCAGUUGAGAGCGCAAGUCCUGGAUUUCCGGCCACCGAUUCUGGAAACGGCCAGACCGACAGGCCUGAUGAUCCAAGGGAGACAGAUGAGCCCGACCGAGGUGCCUAUGAGCGUGUUCCCACACAAGACCCUGGCUCCGAUGCAGGCAAUGAUUGGUGGACCCAGGAGGAGUGGGACACGUGGCGGCGCAGAAACCGCCAUUGGCGUCGAGACGAUGCCAUGUCAUGGACAGCUUGGGAGGAGGAUGAAGAGGAGGAUCCGGUGAUUGAGUGGGAACAAUUUGAUUUGGGCUCCGAGCGCAUUUUACCGGAUGAGAUCCUUGGUUGGAUCCUUUUGCGCAGGAGCGGCCUUCCAGCAAAUGCUAGGUUGUCAGUGUUGAGCGCUACAAACAACAGGUUGGACCUUGCAUCUAUGGAGCGUGCUAUGCGUGACCAGGAGGAGGAGUUGUUGGCCGCCGAGGCCCAUCGCAGUCGCGGUGAUUUGCCCCGACCUCGUCGAUCGUUUUGGGUUGAAGAGGAUGCACAUUGGGGCUUGUUGUCAGAAGUUGACAUUGAAGAUGUUGAUGACAAUGUGUUUUGGGUUGGCGAACGACUUCCCCCUGAUGUUUACAGUGCUCCUGCUGAUGAAAGCAGUGCUUGGUCGACUUGGCUCCCUGAUGGCCAAGAGCUGAGUUGGGAAUGGCAUGAAGAUGAUUUCUAUGCCUCGGAUGCUGCAGGAAUCUUUUGGUCCUGGUCAGAGACCAAGACCUGGUUGGAUAUGUGCGAUGCUCCGACCUCAGAUGGAGAUCCGCUGCAAGAGGCCUAUGACCACGACUUUAGGCGCUGCCCCAAGAGACAGAGUUCUUCCAGCACAGGAGCUCCGGCCCGAUCUCUCUAUGCUGCAGCGGUGUUCAUGGUCAGUUCUGAGCAAGCUGACGAGAUUGCUGAUGUGACCUUUCCCACCGGAGAUGUUCUUGCGACUUUGGCUGCCCAAUUUCCUGGCCACGCAGUGCUGGACUCCGGCGCGACGGAAUCGAUCGCUAGCUUGGAGGCAAUGCAUGAGGUCAUGGAGUUGCGAGCCUCGAUCCACGGUCCUGAGCAUUUUGUAGUGCAUGCUCAACAGAAACGUUUCCGUUUUGGAAACGGGAGCAUCCAGAACGCAGUGUCUUUUGUAGAGCUUCCCCAGAUAGUGGCAGGAAAGCAUGUGAAGCUGGGCGUUCACGCCCUGGAUGCACCGGGCAUUCCUUUGUUGCUGUCAGUCAAGACACUGACGACCCUCCGUGCUGUGAUAGAUUUUGAUGAAGGCCUGAUCUGUUUCAAGGAGGUAGAUCCUUCAGUUUGGAUCAAGCUGAAACGAGCAUCCAAUGGCCAUUUACUUUUGGACCUCACCAAAGACUGGCUCUCUGACCGGCCAGAUUCAUGUCUCACGGUGCACGACUUGCACGACUCUGAGCUCAAGCAUGCGGUGCGCUUUGCCAUUUGUGGUAGCUGCUACCGUGCUUUCUUCGACAACCUCUCCUCCAAGCUCUUCGACUCCAAGCUCGCUUUGGCCACGACUCCGGUUCCAAAGACGACCACGAAGAAGAAGGGCACCAGGGUGCCGACACCGGAGAAGUACGACGUGAGCCGCAGGGAAGGUCCCGACGGCCGGGACAGCCGGGCACAAGGAUUUCCUUGCUAUGGAAACCACACUCCGAUGCCCGAGGGGCGUGGGAGCCUGUCAGGCAGAAAUGGCCAUGGCAAAUGGACAGUGUGCACUCUAUGUCGGCUCCGGAUCGAGUACGUGCCGGCGUACGGUGCAAAAGGGUGUUAUCGCCAGCCCGGACCCCUUGCUCCAGAUGUGACGACCGUCAUGGAGCAGGUGAAGGACGACAUCAAGGACAAACCAGAAGUCCGGGAGAACCUGAACAUGAAGAUGGCGAGCACUCUUGGAGCAGAAGCUUCCCUUCGAAAGAAGCUGGAAGUCCUCGAGAACGACAAGCACGAGCUCGACCGGAAGCGGUCAAGAAUCCGAGGAACAGGAGACAGCGGAGUGGGAGAAAGUGACACCAUCUCCCGAAAAGCCGUGAGACACCACAUCACCGACGAGACCUACGAUACUGAAGAUCCCUUCGGCCAGAUCUAUGGAAAGCUGACUCCACUGCAGCAGGAAAGCCUCAUGACCUCAGCCGACCACUAUCAACAAGAGGCAGAGGAGACCUUUGAAGUGCUCUUCAACACGUCGUCUCAGGUAGACUUGAUGGAAGUGUGUUGCCCUCCUGACAGUCGCUUGUCUCAGACAUUCCUGGACAACAACCGCAAGGCGAUCCGAGUUGGCCUGCCGGCCCAUGACCUGUCCAACUCCAAGGACACUGAGGAGAUCAUCGCCAUGAUCCAUGACUUGAGACCCAAGAUGAUGUGGAUCUCUCUUCCUUGCGGACCUUACUCUCCUAUUCAGCACAUCUUCAACCAGGCAACUCCGGAGCAAGAAGCAGCACUGCUUCUGAAGAAGAAGAGAUCUCGGAAGCUCACUCGCAAUGCCCUUCGCCUGGUGAAGACACAGCUUGAAGAAGGAGGACAUGUAUGUUGGGAAUGGCCUCAAAACAACGGUGGCUGGCGACUUCCCGAGCUCAAGGUCCUCUAUGAUCUGAUGAACCAGUUCAAGGAGACGCACCAUGCCCACAUCCAUGGCUGCGCCUUCGGCGUGAAGAAUGCAGUGGGUAUGCCUUUGAAGAAACCAUGGAAGGUGGUUUGCACUUCACCCUCUAUGGCAGCUGCGCUGACUCGCCGAUGUCCUGGAAACCACGAGCAUGCCGAAUGCAUUGGUGGGCAAGAUGCUCGAAACUCGGGCUUCUAUCCAGAAGCCAUGUGCCGGACUAUCUUUCGCACGGUCCAGUCUAUGAACCACUCUCUGGAUGGUGGAGCCUUUGCCGAGUCCUUUCCCAUCUUCGAUGACACCCUGAUGGAGGAUGAGAAGGAGCUCAACUUAGAGAAACCUUUGAGCGACAGUGAACGAAAGAUGGCCAUGCAGACUCUGGCCAAGCUACACCGACGCACCGGGCAUCCCUCCAAUCAUGCCCUAUCUGGUUGCCUCAAACAUCGUGGAGCUCACCAUGAGGUGAUUGAGAUGGCAAAGAAAUAUCAAUGUCCAGAAUGUCAAGAGCUUCGGCUAGCUGAGUUGAACCCUUCUGGAGCUCUUCAGCGGUCCGACACUUUGUGGGAAACACUGGUUCUGGACAAUGCUGAGAUGACCGUCGACAACCAGGUCAUCCAUUGCAUGAUUAUGAUGGACGAGGCCUCACGCCUUGUUUGCCCUCACUACCUCUUCCAGCAUGAGAAAACGGUGAGCCGAAACUGCACAGGCUUUGAAGCUAUGCAGGCCAUUGAGGAGACCUGGAUCAGGCACUAUGGCAAUCCAGCCGCCAUCAGGCUGGACCCUGAGGGCGCCUUCAAGUCCUCAGAAUUGGCGCAAUGGGCUGCUGAGAGAGGCAUUGAAGUUUUGCCAUGCGCUGCUGAAGCUCAUCAGCAGAUCAGCGUGGUUGAGAGGAUGAUUCAAACGGUGAAGAAUACCGUCAAGCAGCUGCUCCAAUCCGGAGAGUUUGAUGCAUGGUCAGCAAUCAUCCAUGCAUGCCGCAGUCACAAUGAAGGUGAACGCAUUGAGGGGUUCACUCCCUUCCAGUGGGCCUUCGGACGAAUGCCUACUUUGAGCGGAAGCUUCCAUGAAAAGUCGCCCGACCUCCCUUUCUGGACGUCUUCAGGUGUUCCUGGAAGCGCUAUGGCCGUGAACCUCAAACAGCGAGUGAUGGCACAGAAUGUCUUCAUGAAGAACCAGGCCUUCGACCAGAUCACCCGAGCGGCCAAUGCAAAGACCCGCCGACACCAGAUCUUCUUACCUGGUGACCUAGUCUUUUUCAAGAGAAUCAAACCUCCUGCUCAACCACAGGCAUCAGUCAGGAUGGCUCACAAGCUGUGGCGCUGGUAUGGUCCAGCCCGUGUCUUGGCCUCUGAAACCAGGACCGAUGCUCAUGGUGCUGAACGGAAGCCUUCCCACAUCGUGUGGAUUGUGUCACACGGCAGGCUGAAACGGUGUGCUCCUGAACAACUUCGGCACGCCUCAGAACGAGAAAAGACCCUGGCAGAGCAUGCAGACUCACCUACGGCCUCAUGGACUUUCCAUGGACUCACCAAGACGCUCUACAAGGGUGAAUAUGAGAUUUUGGACAAGAACGUCUUUCCGGAAGACCUGGAUGCACAGGGGCCACCCCGGGAACGAAGAGCCAGGUCCAGAAGCCGGAACCCCGGCACCCCCGGAUCACCAGGCGUGGCACCAGGCACUCCCAGAGCACCGCAACAGCAACCAGCAACUCCGACAGCAUCCCAGAGAUCCAGAACUCCCGGAAGAGGUUCAGGAGAGACGCAUGAGAGAAAGGUGAAACCAGAAACGGCGUCCAAGGCACCAGCCACACCACAACCAUCUGGCACCAGUUCAUCCCAGGUCAGCCUGUCCAGAUUGGCACGAGAUCCAAGAUACACACCCGAGCCAGUGCCAAAACCCAGAACUGUUCCAGAACUCUUUGAGCAGCCUAUCUUCAAGAAGCAACGACGCCUACACCAAGGCGAAGAUGAGGCGAUGAUGGUCAGUGACACUAUGACCACGCCCAUGGAGGAUUUGGCUGACUACGCCUGCGUUCUCUACCUGGACUUGCCAAGCAAAGCCAAUGAGUGGAGAAAGAUGCGACGAACGCCCAUCAACUACUUCGUGAAGAAGGUGCGUGGAGCAGAAAUCCAAUGGCACAAACUUGAUCCCACCGAGAAGAAGAAAUUCAUGGAGGCAAAACACUUGGAGGUGCAGCAAUGGCUCACCGCCUCAGCCGUGAAGCGCAUCACAGGCGACUAUCCCAAAGAUCGCCUAGUGAGAAUGCGGUGGGUGUUGACCUACAAAGAGAAUGGAGCAGCCAAAGGCAGAAUAGUGCUGAUCGGGUUUGAAGACCCCGACCUAGGCUCAAUUCAGAGCUCAGCACCGACAAUGUCCAAACGAACACGCCAGUUGGCCCUUCAGUACUCCAGCAUCAUGCGCUGGCGCCUGCUCAAAGGGGACGUGAAGUCAGCCUUCUUGCAAGGCGACCCGGAUGAAGCAGAUAGAGCUCUCUAUGCUCGCCCGGUUCCAGAGCUGGCUGAAGCCCUCCACAUGAAGGAGAAUGAGGUGGUCCAGGUCCUCAAGUCCUGCUACGGCCUGGUGAACGCACCUGCUAACUGGUACUUGUGCAUCAGACGUACUCUUGCUGAGCUGAACUUCACACAGAGCCGCAGUGACCCAUGUCUCUGGUUCUACUACAUGGAGACUGGCGACCCCGAGCGACCCAAAGAGCUGGCUGGCUACAUUUGCUCUCACGUUGAUGAUUUUAUCAUCAGCGGCAAUGAAGAGUGUGAACAAUGGGUUGAAGCACUACAGGCAUUCCACGGCAGGUUUCGAUGGUCACCAUGGGAACACCAGAAUUUCCUGCACUGUGGCAUUCGCAUUCGUGAAGAGCCUGACAGCAGCUUCACUCUCGAUCACUCAGCCUAUUGUGAGGCCAUUGAGCAGAUCACCUACACCACCAAGAAUGAGCAUGAGCCUUUGACCAAAGACGAGAUGUCUCAGCUUCGGGGAGCACUCGGUGCACUUCAGUGGCGGGCGCAACAGACCGCGCCUCACCUGAUGGCCCGACUGGGUCAGCUGCAGAGCUCCAUCACCAAAGCCAACAUUGAGACCAUCAAGGCCACCAACAAGCUGAUUCGUGAGAACUUCCAGCAUCGCUACUUGUCGGCACGAAUUAAUCAGCUGGGUGUGGAGGAUCCCCGAUCGGUUCACUUCGUGGCAUGGAGCGACGCAGCUCUCGCAAAUCGCAUCGACCUCAGCUCUACUGGAGGAUUCCUCAUAGCGGCUACUUCGGAGAAGAUGUUGCUUGGUGAGCGUGCUCCUUUGACGCUAGUCUCUUGGCGUUCCAGCCGCUUAGCUCGAAAGGCCAGAAGCAGCUUGGCAGCAGAGACCCAGGCUAUGAGCGAGGCAGAUCAAGAGCUCCUUUUUGUGCGACUAGCCUGGGCAGAGUUUUGUGCUUUUGAAGUUGAUUUGAAAGCCAGCGAGAAGGCAAUCUCGCAAAUCCCCGGAACAGUUGUCACAGAUGCAAAAGCACUUUUUGACAUUUUGUUGAAGAGUGAUCUCAAUUCGGCCGCGGCAGGGUUGCGUGAUAAAUAUUCCGCAUUGGAGGUGCUUUGCCUGCUUGAAUCCUUGGCAAAGCUAGGAACCAAGGCUCGCUGGGUGCAUAGUGACCAACAGCUUGCCGACCAUUUGACCAAACCCCUUCCGGCCGGAACACUCCAUAAGGUCCUCAGUGAAGGCGCAUGGACGUUGGUUUUCGACCCAACUUUUACAAGCGCCAAGAGGGUAAAGGCGGCCAUGCGGAACAACUCGAGCCAAAAGUUUGUGGGCAUGUCGAAUUCUGAGCCUGACCCAACCUUUUUGUGUGAGCUUGACUGA
Molecule: messenger RNA, 6990 nt
Organism: Durusdinium trenchii
Lineage: Eukaryota; Dinophyceae; Suessiales; Symbiodiniaceae
Source: the annotation of a GenBank genome assembly